Molecule: messenger RNA, 1155 nt
Organism: Lingula anatina
Lineage: Eukaryota; Metazoa; Brachiopoda; Lingulata; Lingulida; Lingulidae
Product: mitochondrial dicarboxylate carrier
Source: RefSeq, a predicted model, not a curated record
UAACUCCUUAACUUUGAACCGUUCGCUUGCUCUAAAUAAACUCCUGUUAAGCAUCAGUCUCUUGAUAAUCAAAUCCGAGCCGAUUUUUACGGGGACAGAAGUGGCCUUGAAGGACUUUACCAUUCACUCGCAUUCCAACCGCAGCUCAGGUGUUGUGAUCAAGGUCUGGGAAGAAGGAGAAGUGGAAGGACGUGGGGCUUAGUACUUAGUGAAAUAUGUCUGACACACAACCAGAGACUAAGAGAGUCGGGCGUUGGUUUUUUGGAGGGUUUGCCAGCGCAGGGGCAGCAUGCUGCACUCAUCCCUUGGAUCUCCUCAAGGUCCAUCUUCAGACCCAACAGAAAUCAGACAUGGGCUUUGUAAAAAUGGGCGUUAAGGUUGUGAAAAAUGAUGGAAUUUUAGGUUUAUACAAUGGCCUAUCUGCUUCCCUAGUUAGACAGCUGACAUAUUCCCUGACAAGAUUUGCUAUUUAUGAAACUGCUAAAAAGAAGCUGACAGAGGAUGGAAGGCAAAUGCCAUUUUAUGAAAAAGUUCUUGUAGCAGCGGUGGCAGGUUCUACAGGAGGUGUUGUAGGUACACCUGGAGAUAUGGUGAAUGUCAGAAUGCAAAAUGACAUGAAACUUCCACCGGAACAGAGACGAGGCUACAAACAUGCCUUAGAUGGAUUAUGGAGAGUAUACAGUGAAGAAGGUGGAAGACGAUUAUUUUCUGGUGCUACUAUGGCUAGCUCAAGAGCUGUCUUUGUCACUGUUGGUCAGCUUUCAUUCUAUGACCAAAUUAAGCAAAUGGUUAUGUCUACAGGGAAAUUUGAAGAUAACAUGCGAACACAUUUUCUCUGUAGUUUUAUUGCUGGUACUAUAGCAACAUUAUUGACCCAGCCAUUGGAUGUGAUGAAAACAAGAUUUAUGAAUGCUGCCCCAGGGCAAUAUAAGAAUAUUUUAGCUUGUUUCAAAGAUAUUGCAGCUGUUGGUCCAUUAGGAUUUUUCAAGGGUUUUGUGCCUGCCUGGGUGAGACUUGGACCACACACAAUUUUCACGUUCAUCUUUUUUGAACAGUUGCGGUUGCGUUUUGGCUAUGAUGAAGUCAUCAAGAAGUAACUGGUUAAUGAAGAUUGCAUGAAGAGUGAUAAUUUUAUGGUGAACAAAAGGUUUUUAU